Acanthosepion pharaonis is the source of this 1896-nucleotide messenger RNA. The record is from the annotation of a GenBank genome assembly. NCBI's taxonomy places the organism in Eukaryota, Metazoa, Mollusca, Cephalopoda, Sepiida, Sepiidae.
AUGUGUCCAUAUCUAACAAAUGUUCAAAAGAAUCAUUAUCAAUCUAGGCUCUAUACUUUUUCUUUAUUUCUUUUCUCAGUUCACCUCAAUCUGUUAAUAUCUAUCUAUCCAUCUAUCUAUUUAUCUGUAUCUAUCUGUUUCGUUUUUCCUAUCUAUAUAUUUAUCUAUCAUUGUUCAUAUCUAUCUACUAUGGAAGUGCCAAAACAUUCGUUUAAUACAUCAAACUGGAGUAUUGUUACUCUCUUUUUCUCUCCUUCAUCCUCUUCUUUCUUUCUUUCUUUCUUUCUUUCUUUUUUUCUCGUUCUUUUCUUUCUUUCUUUUUUUCCUUUCUUUUUUCUCGUUUCUUCCCUCUCUUUUUUCUUUCCUUUUUCUUUCUUUCUUUCUUUUUUCCUUUCUCGCUUUCCUUUCUAUCUCUUUUUUUUCUUUUCGCUUUUUUUUUCUCAUUCCCCUCUCUUUUUUCCGUUUUCUCUCUCUCUUUUUGUCUUCCUUUCUCUUUCUUUCUCAUUCUCUUUCGAUGUCUCACUCCCAUUCUUUAUCUUCUUUCUUUCUUUUUUCUUUCUUGUCAUUCCCCUCUCUUUUUUUCCGUUUUCUCUUUCUCUCUCUCUCGCUUUCUCACUUUCCUUCAAUAUCUUUGUCUUUCUUUUUCUUUCUCUCUCUUUCCUUCUCUCUCUCUUUUUCUGUCUUCCUUUUUCUUUCUCUCUCUUUCUUUCUCAUUCUCUUUCGAUCUUUCCUUCACUUCUCUCUCUUUGCUUCUUUUCUGUCUCUCUCUCUCUCACUUUCUUUUUCUCCUCCCUCCUCCCUCCCUCUCUCUCUUUUUGUGUUCUUUUUUCUUUUUCUUUUUUUCUAUUUCUUUCUCGUUCACUUUCUUCUCUUUCUUUCUCUCUAUUUCUUUCUCUUCCAUUCUUUUCUCUCUCACACUCUCUUUCGUUCAAUUUGAUUCGGGUUCUAUCUAUCUGUCUCAGUCGGGUUCUAUCUAUCUAUCUAUCUAUCUAUCUAUCUAUCUAUCUCAGUCGGGUUCUAUCUAUCUAUCUCAAUCGGGUUCUAUCUAUCUAUCUAUCUAUCUAUCUAUCUAUCUAUCUAUCUAUCUCAGUCGGGUUCUAUCUAUCUAUCUCAGUCGGGUUCUAUCUAUCUAUCUAUCUAUCUAUCUAUCUAUCUAUCUAUCUAUCUAUCUAUCUCAGUCGGGUUCUAUCUAUUUCAGUCGGGUUCUAUCUAUCUAUCUAUCUAUCUAUCUAUCUAUCUAACUCGGGUUCUAUCUAUCUAUCUAUCUAUCUAACUCAGUCGGGUUCUAUCUAUCUAUCUAUCUAUCUAUCUAUCUAUCUAUCUAUCUAUCUAUCUAUCUAUCUAUCUAUCUCAGUCGGGUUCUAUCUAUUUCAGUCGGGUUCUAUCUAUCUAUCUAUCUCAAUCGGGUUCUAUCUAUCUAUCUAUCUAUCUAUCUAUCUAUCUAUCUAUCUAUCUAACUCAGUCGGGUUCUAUCUAUCUCUCUAUCUAUCUAACUCAGUCGGGUUCUAUCUAUCUUUCUAUCUAUCUAUCUAUCUAUCUAUCUCAUCGAGUUCUAUCUAUCUAUCUAUCUAUCUCAGUCGGGUUCUAUCUAUUUCAGUCGGGUUCUAUCUAUCUAUCUAUCUCAAUCGGGUUCUAUCUAUCUAUCUAUCUAUCUAUCUAACUAACUCAGUCGGGUUCUAUCUAUUUAUCUAUCUAUCUAUCUAUCUCAGUCGGGUUCUAUCUAUUUCAGUCGGGUUCUAUCUAUCUAUCUAUCUCAAUCGGGUUCUAUCUAUCUAUCUAUCUAUCUAUCUAUCUAUCUAUCUAUCUAUCUAUCUAACUCAGUCGGGUUCUAUCUAUCUAUCUAUCUAUCUAUCUAUCUAUCUAUCUGCUUUUAUCACUUUAAAUGUUAUUUUUUAA